UGAUCGAAUUUCGAUUCCUGGCAAUUGUAAAAUGACACUCUUGCUGAUUGCGUUGGUAGUUGGCUCAGUGGUUGGUAUUCCUGUAAAUAACAAUGUUGAUCCCAUGCAGAACUCGGACUUAUUCGGAGGGGACAUGUUAGGAGUGAAUCCUCAUGACAGGAAUGCCAUUCCUGGUUUUCAACUCCGCUGGCCCGGGGCGAUGGUGGCGUAUGAAAUAGACCCUUCUCUAGAAAAGUACCGAGCCAGCAUUAUGGACGCCAUGAAGGAUUAUGAAGACAAAACAUGCGUCACUUUUAAAAAGAGAACUUUGGAAAGAGAUUACAUCCGAUUGUUUUCAGGACAAGGGUGUUACUCUCACGUGGGUAAAGUGGGUGGUCAGCAACCUGUUUCCUUGGGACCUGGAUGUAUCUUCAAGGGAACCAUAGUUCACGAGCUGGGUCAUGCCUUAGGUUUCUACCACGAGCAGAACAGAUCAGAUAGAGAUGAUUUUCUCAUCAUUUAUUGGGAAAAUAUUAGACCAGGUCUUGAAAAUCAGUUCACAAAACUGGAAAGAUACCAGAACACUCUACUCGAUACCUUCGAUUACAAUUCUGUGAUGUUGUAUGGCAACACGGCCUUCUCUAAAGACAAUAAGUCGAACACGAUGGUGGCAAAGACCGGUGUCCGCCUUUACGAGACGUACGACAAGCCCGGCCUCAGCGCCAGCGACGUCAAGAGAGUAAGGAAGAUGUACUGGUGCGACGAGGAGUGGAUGAAGAAGCAAAAGAAAAAUUAGGUUAAAUAUAAUAAUAUGACUCUUAUUUGCAGACAAGUGUCUAAAGGCUCAGAAAUGCGUAUGUUUUCUCAAAACUAAGAGCUUAACUUUCAUCUUUUAUUCUUCUUAAAGAAAAUAUUAUGGUGUGUAAACAGUGAAACCCAUUGCCAUGCUUUGUAAUUUAUGCACCUUUCAAAUAUGUUAUAUUAAUAAAAAGGAAAAUUGCCUAGUCGAUAAAAAUGAGUAUUCUGCACUUCAUAAUUAAUUUUCUGAGCCAUUAAAUGCAUUUUAUUUAAAAAGAGCCAGCAUUUUAUUUAUUUGAUUUUGUUGUAAAUACAUUUUAGUAAUAAAAUUUGUGAAUUUCAUUAA
Messenger RNA from Argiope bruennichi, 1123 nucleotides. RefSeq names its product astacin-like metalloprotease toxin 5. The transcript has 6 exons. Gene Ontology annotation, molecular function: metalloendopeptidase activity; zinc ion binding. Gene Ontology annotation, biological process: proteolysis. The record is from RefSeq and is a predicted model, not a curated record. Lineage: Eukaryota; Metazoa; Arthropoda; Arachnida; Araneae; Araneidae. Bases 32 to 775 code for a protein of 247 amino acids.